CAAAGAAAAAAAUAGAGUCCAGUUACCUCUUGAAAAAACACCUUUGACAGUCCUCGCUCUCUCUCUGUCUGUGUUUGUGGGCAGCGACUUCACCCAAGGUGCCAGCAGGGGGCGCUCGCUUGGCUGCCGACUGACCAGGCCACUGCGCAUGCUCCACCGGCUGAGUCUUCUCUAUGUUCCGGCUGAGAGUUGCUCCCUGGGAAUCCGGUGGAAGCGGGCAAGAGGAGAUCCCACGAUUCAGAUCCUGCCCAGGGGAGGGAAGGAGAGUCUGAGAUUCAGAUUCAGAUUCCGAGGCUGGAGGAUCUUUGGAGAGCCAGCGGAGACUAGCUGCCCGGUGCUAUUCAGAUCCCGAGGCUGGGAGGAUCCUUGGAGAGCCAGCGGAGACCAGAUACUGGCAUUGCCAGUGGCUGGAAGAUCCGUGCUGAGCCUGUCAAAGGUUCUGAGGUUCUCCCAGGAAUGGGGAGGAAUUCGCUGGAUCCGCACAAAUCUUUCUCCUGAUCUGUCUUUCAGAGGGAUCCCCAAGGAUAAAAGUCCAGAUCAGGAUACCUCUCUAGUGGACAAAAUGGAGUCGCGGUUCUUCAUUGAAUCUCCUUCUAUUGGUGGAGCUGAAGGAGCCGCUGGAUUCCUGACUCAGGGUGCUGUGUCCUUUCGGGAGGUGGCCAUCCAUUUCAACAGUGAAGAGUGGUUGCUGCUUGAUUCCAGCCAGAAAGCCCUGUAUCAAGAAGUCAUGUUGGAAACGUCUAGGAUGGUGGCCUCUUUAGCAUUUGAGGCGCAGAAGAAAGAAAAUGACCAAGAGCCAAAUUUAGGGCCGUUGCAAAUAAUCACAACUGAAAUUGCUGAAGAGACAUCUACAAGUAAGCAGGGAAGGAAGAAACAUAAAAAGAAGCACAAGUGGAGAGAAAAAUCUAUUCUUGAAUCUGUGGAAAUGGAUUGUUUCCUGACCCAACGUGAUUCCAAACAAAAUACGGGGAAAUGUCAAAGUGGAAAAAGAUUCAAAGCAAACUUCAAUGCUAGUAAUCACUGCAAAUCGGGAAAAAGCUCCAGCAGUAAUAAUCUUACUUCACAUGAAAAAAACGAGACAAGGGCGAAGCCCUACAAUGGUAUGGACUGUGGAAAAAGCAUUGGGAGAAGAGGUAAUUUAACUUGUCAUAAAAAGAUCCAUAAAUGUGUGGAUUGUGGAAAGAGCUUCAGUGUAAAGAGUGCUCUUACUUCUCAUAGACGGAUCCACACAGGAGAAAAACCCUAUCAGUGCCUAGACUGUGGGAAGGGCUUCAGGCAAAGUUGUGACCUUGCUUGCCAUAAACGGGCCCACACAGGAGAAAAACCCUAUAAAUGCAUGGAGUGUGGAAACAGCUAUAAUACCAGCAGUGGACUAAAUCGCCAUAAAAUUGUCCACACGGGAGAGAAACCCUAUACAUGCAUGGAGUGUGGAACGAGCUUCACUUGCAAGACUUCUCUUACUUCUCACGAAAGGAUCCACACAGGAGAGAAACACUAUAAGUGUAUGGAGUGUGGAAAGAGCUUCAGGGCAAGAAGUUCCCUUGCUUCACAUAAACUGGUCCAUACAGGAGAGAAACCCUAUAAACGCAUACAGUGUGGGAAGAGCUUCAGUGUAAAGAGUUCUCUUACUUCUCAUAAAUGGGUCCACACAGGAGAAAAACCCUUUAAAUGCAGAGAGUGUGGGAAGAGCUUCACAACUAGUAAUUCCCUGAUAUGCCACAGAAGGAUCCAUACACGGAGAAAACCUUACAAAUGUGUGGAUUGUGAACAAAGGUUCAGUAGGAAGUAUUCCCUUAUUUCCCAUAAAAGGGUACAUACUGGAGAAAAACCCUAUAAAUGCCUAGACUGUGGGAAAGGCUUCAGCCAAAGCGGUACCCUUGCUUCUCAUAAACUAGUCCACACAGGAGAAAAACCCUAUACAUGCAUGGAGUGUGGAAGGAGCUUCAGUGUAAAGAGUGCUCUUACUUCUCAUGAACGGGUCCACACAGGAGAAAAACCCUUUACAUGCAUGGAGUGUGGAAAGAGCUUCAGGCAAAGCAGUUCUCUUAAUUGUCAUACACUGAUCCACACAGGAGAAAAACCCUAUAAAUGCCUAGACUGUGGGAAGGGCUUCAGGCAAAGCGGUAGACUUAUUUCCCAUAAACGGCUCCACACAGGAGAGAAACCGUAUAUAUGCAUGGAGUGUGGAAAAAGCUUCACUGUGAAGACUACUCUUACUUCUCACCAAAGGAUCCACACAGGCGAGAAACCCUAUAAAUGUAUGGAGUGUGGAAAGAGCUUCAGUGUAAAGAGUGCUCUUACUUCUCAUAAACGGGUCCACACAGGAGAAAAACCCUUUAAAUGCAUGGGGUGUGGAAAAAGCUUCAGGCGAAGCAAUUCUCUUAAUCGUCAUACACUAAUCCACACAGGAGAAAAACCCUAUAAAUGCCUAGACUGUGGGAAGAGCUUCAGGCAAGGCGGUAGCCUUAUUUCCCAUAAACGACUCCACACAGGAGAGAAACCCUAUACAUGCCUGGAGUGUGGAAAAAGCUUCACUGUCAAGACUACUCUUACUUCUCACGAACGGCUCCACACAGGAGAGAAACCCUAUACAUGCCUGGAGUGUGGAAAGAGCUUCAGUGUAAAGAGUGCUCUUACAUCUCAUAAACGGAUCCACACAGGCGAAAAACCCUUUAAAUGCAAACAGUGUGGGAAGAGCUUCACAACUAAUAAUUCCCUGAUACGCCACAGAAGGAUCCAUACAGGGAGAAAACCUUAGAAAUGUGUGUAUUGUGGAAAAAGGUUCAGUAGGAAGUUACUUACUUACUUCACAUAAAAGGAUACAUACUGGAGAAAAACCCUUUAAAUGCAUAGAAUGUGGGAAGAGCUUCAAAAGUAGUACUUACCUGAUGUGCCACAAAAGCAAUAGCCUUAUUUCCCAUAAACGGGUCCACACAGGAGAAAAACCCUUUACAUGCAUGGAGUGUGGAAAGAGCUUCAGUGUAAAGAGUGCUGUUACUUCUCAUAGAAAUGUGGAAACAGCUAUAAUACCAGAAGUGGACUAAAUCGCCAUAAACGUGUCCACAUGGGAGAGAAACCCUAUACAUUCAUGGAGUGUAGAAAGAGCAAGACUUCUCUUAUUUCUCAUGAGAGCAUCCAUACAGGAGAAAAACCUUAAGAGAAUCCACAACAGAGGGAAAUAGAAAUGUACGGAAUGCGGAAGGAGUUUUUGUGAAAGAGAAUCCUUCUCAGGAAAGAAUGCACAGUGGGCAGGGAAAUAUCCUGUGGACAGCAAUCAACUUAUUUCCCUUACGGAUAAACAGAAAAAUGAAUUGACAAAGAAGUUAGAUUUUCAGGUAGUCAACAAAGUUAAAUAUUUGGGAGUAUACUUAACAGGAAGAUGUGAAACAAUUAAAGAAGGUAACUAUAAAAGAUUAAUACAACAAAUGUGGCAUUUGCCACCAGGAAGAAUAGCCAAGAUGUUUAAAAACCUGUCAGCCAAAUGUUGGAAAUGUAAUCAGGAAAUGUAAACCGGGCUCUUAUUACCAUAAGUGGUGAACAUGCCGAAAGGCAAAAAAAAAAUUGGAUGAAAAUACACACAUAAAACACACAUAAUUAGAGUUAAAUACAUAGUUAAAGCAACAUAUAGUUAACACAUAGUUAAAGCAAGAUAGACAUUUAAAGUCAGAAAUAAUUUUGUUAGGUAUAAUAUCAGAAAAAUAUGACAAAGGGAACAACUAUUUAAUACUACAUAUAUUGACAGAAGUGAGAAUUGAAUUUGCACAACACUGGAAGAAUGAGGAAACUCCUACAGACCAAAAUAUAAUUAGAAAAAUACUAGAUUGUACAGAAAUGGAUAGGUUUACAUUAAAGAUAAAGGACAAAGAAGACACAAUGUUUUUUAACAUGGGAUUUGUGUUAUCAAUGGUUAGACAGUAGAGGUAGAAAUUAGAAAUUAGCCAAAGGGAGCUGCGCCAAGCCGGCCACACACCUAGCCAUGACUAGUUGGUCGAGGCCUCCCACCUUCUACCAGCCACACCCUCCUUCCAUCCCAGCCACUGAAAAUCUCUCCCAAAUACAGGCAGAGGCAUAGAAUCAAAAUCUGCUGAAGUAUUAGUAUCGUUUUAGUAAGUCUUUAGUAAGUCCAUACCUGGAAUACUGCAACUAAUUUUGGUCACAGGUGUUGACACUUUGGAAAAAGUUUGGAGAAGAACAACUAAGGUGACCAAAGGCCUGGGGACUAAAACAUAUGAAGAAUGGUUGCAGGAUUUGGGUAUGACUAGUCAGUCUAGAUUUCAACCUAGAAAUAGGGAGAAAUUUUCUAACAGUGGGAACAAUUAACCAGUGCAACAGCUUGUCUUCAGAAAUUGUGGAUGCUUCAUCACUGGAGGUUUUUAAGAAGACACUGAACAAUGAUUUGUUUGAAACAGUAUAGGGCAGUGUUGGCGAACCUUUUCGGCAACCAAUGCCGAAACCAGAAUGCUUGCUUUUCCACAUGUGCAUGCCAGAAACCAGAAGAGCAGGUGGUCUUCACGCAUGUAGGAGCGCCCGAAACUGGAAGAGCAGCUACCUGAUGCGUGUGCGAAGAGAGAGCACUUUGUGUACUCUACUACGCGUGCCAUAGGUUCGCCGUCAGUAUUGGGUGUCCUGCUUGAGCAGGGGGCUGGUCUAGAAGACCUCCAAGGUCCCUUCCACCUCCGUUCCGUUCUAUUCUCCCAACUGAAAGGGACUUUAAAAAUGGUUUUAUUGAUCCAACACUAUACCAUAUAACCAAUAUUUUUUUAAAAAAAUGACUUAAAUUUCUUGAUUUAAAAUCAUUGUUCAGUUUAUCAGAUUAUAGUAAUCAAUACCGUAUUUUCUAUUUCUCAAGAUUUCAAAUGUACUUUAGUGUCUCUAUUUUAUUUUGUGAUAUCAAGUUGAUCAGAAAGAACAAUCAGGCUUGCCAUAUUAGGGGAUCGUAGCAUUGAUAUGAUUUCAGAGAAAACUGUUAGGAGCAUGAUUUCUGCUUUUUAUCUUAAUAUAACCUUUUAAAAAACAUAUUUCCUGAUUAACCUCCUUUCUCAAUUUGAAAGAUUAAUAAAUUAUUCGAAACAGUUG
Pantherophis guttatus is the source of this 5076-nucleotide messenger RNA. The record is from RefSeq and is a predicted model, not a curated record. Lineage: Eukaryota; Metazoa; Chordata; Lepidosauria; Squamata; Colubridae.